Messenger RNA from Triplophysa dalaica, 7041 nucleotides. RefSeq names its product bone morphogenetic protein receptor, type II b (serine/threonine kinase) (gene bmpr2b). The record is from RefSeq and is a predicted model, not a curated record. Gene Ontology annotation, cellular component: plasma membrane; signaling receptor complex. Lineage: Eukaryota; Metazoa; Chordata; Actinopteri; Cypriniformes; Nemacheilidae. Gene Ontology annotation, molecular function: ATP binding; transforming growth factor beta receptor activity. The coding region runs from base 901 to 4110 and encodes 1069 amino acids. The transcript has 13 exons. Gene Ontology annotation, biological process: vasculature development; BMP signaling pathway; protein phosphorylation.
UGGAGGACUGGCUGCCCUUCAUCUGUCUGCUCUAGGCGGAACUGAAGUUACAGUGAGUGGCCGCGGGAGCUCGACACGAUCUACGCGACUAUAAUCAUCCAUACCGGGAAAAAUACGCUCAUUUACCCAUUGGGGAGCCCGUCCAGCGAUCACUUUACCAGCCGUUACAGACCUAGACCCACUGCGACGUUUCCUACAGGCCUCUUACUCUCUGGAUCGGACUCAAUGUCGCUCCCGUACGGCAGCUUGAAACGACAAAUAGGCUCGACGCCUUCUGCAGUACAUCGACUUUAUUUCAAAUACGCAAUUUCAGCUUUUGUGGAGUAAUAAAAUCAAGAAAAAGAAGGGAAAUGUUGCAGAUGUCAUUAGCGCGUGAAGCUAACUUAAGCAUCAACUGAAGCGGGCUGACAUGAGCAGAACUGACCCAUAUUGAGAUAUCGCACGACCAUCUGGACCAGAACCGAACAGAUAUCAGCUAAAUCUAUUUGUAUAUACACAUUUAUUACCAAAUACGUGGUAGUAGCAGGUGUUUGGGUCGUUUUAAAAUGUCUGUUGAUGUCUAAAGUGUCGAAAAAGAAGAAAUGCGAGACAGCGGAUUGCAUGCAGUAAUGCGCGAAGUGUAACUGCUCAAACUCCUUACCGACAUGGAUAAAAUGCGUUUAUAAUCUAAUUAUAAAGACAUGUAAUAUAUAUAUAUAUAUAUAUAUAUAUAUGUUUUAUUCCUUUAAAAUCAUGUAUAAUCUUCAAACAUACAUGUGUACGUCUCAUUUCGUACGAUUUCCACCAAGUACAUGGGCUUGAACUUCAGUGAUACGGGAGGCUGCGGGGAAAAUCUACGGAAACUUUAGUGGAGCUCAUUUGGAGUUGAACCGAUCACGAAGCAUCGAAACCACCGUCAGGAUGAGAGUACUGGUCCUGAACCGAGCAUCACUUCUCUCACUUGGGCUCUGCUCAAUGCUUCUGCUCAGUGCUGUGGCUGCUGCUCAGAGCGAGGAGAGAGAGAGGGAGUGUGCCUCUAAUGACCAACAUCAGCAGGUGGAUGAACAGAGUGUGGCUGGUGAACCCAGAGAAAAUAACACCAUCCUGUGCAGCAAGAGCAGCCGCUGCUAUGGCCUGUGGGAGAAAACACACGACGGAGAGAUCCGCCUCGUCAAACAAGGCUGUUGGGCUUACAUUAGCGACCAGCAGGACUGCCAUGACGACCGUUGCGUGGUUACCACCACGCCGUCACAGAUCCAGAACGGCACCUACAGAUUCUGCUGCUGCAGCACCAACAUGUGCAACGUCAACUUCACGGAGAACUGGGUGCCGAGCCCCACCAGCACCACCACCCAAGAUCAACAUCCAUUACAGAGAGAUGAGGCCAUUUUCAUCGCCUUGGCAGCUGUCUCCAUAGUGGCAGUCCUGAUUGUGGCACUAUUCUUUGGCUAUCGCAUGAUGAUAGGUGAGUGUAAACAGGGUCUUCACAAUUUGGAUAUGAUCGAGGCAGCACCAUCAGAACCCUCUUUGGAUUUAGACAGUUUAAAGCUUUUAGAGCUGAUUGGUCGAGGGCGGUACGGUUCUGUCUAUAAGGGCUCGCUAGACGAACGUCCGGUUGCUGUAAAAGUGUUUACAUACGCCAACCGUCAGAACUUUGUUAAUGAGCGCUCCAUCUACCGAAUCCCUCUUCUGGAGCAUGAUAACAUUGCUCGCUUCAUUGUCGGCGAUGAACGCCUCACAGCAGAUGGGCGCAUGGAAUACCUGCUGGUCAUGGAGUACUACCCUCAUGGUUCUUUGUGUCGAUAUCUGAGUCUGCAUACCUUGGACUGGGUGAGCUGCUGUCGUCUGGCGCAUUCGCUUACGAGAGGACUGGCCUACCUGCACACUGAGCUCCUGAGAGGAGAUGUAUAUAAACCUGCCGUGUCACACCGGGAUCUGAACAGUCGUAAUGUUCUGGUGAAGAACGAUGGGAUGUGUGUGAUUAGUGAUUUUGGCCUGUCCAUGAAGUUGACUGGAAAUCGUCUCAUACGACCGGGUGAAGAGGACAAUGCUGCAAUCAGUGAGGUGGGAACCAUACGUUACAUGGCCCCGGAAGUGUUAGAGGGAGCGGUGAACCUCAGGGACUGCGAGUCGGCUUUGAAACAGGUGGAUAUGUACGCAAUCGGACUCAUCUACUGGGAGACCUUCAUGAGAUGCCCUGACCUCUUUCCAGGAGAAACCGUGCCAGAAUACCAGAUGGCUUUCCAAGCUGAGGCUGGGAAUCACCCCUCCUUUGAGGACAUGCAGGUGCUGGUGUCCAGAGAGAAACAGAGACCAAAGUUUCCUGAGGCCUGGAAGGAGAACAGCCUGGCAGUACGUUCUCUGAAGGAGACGAUGGAGGACUGCUGGGAUCAGGACGCAGAGGCACGCCUGACAGCGCAGUGUGCAGAGGAGCGUAUGGCAGAACUGCUGCUGAUCUGGGAAAGGAACAAACCUGUCAGCCCCACCAUCAAUCCCAUGAGCACCGCGCUGCAGAACGAGAGGAACCUCACCCACAGUCGCAGAGCUCCCAAAAUGGGUUCAUAUCCAGAUUAUUCUUCAUCCUCGUACAUCGAGGAUCAUGAGGGCAUGGUGAAGAACCUUCAAGGUGACGUCUCGACAUCUGGCACCUCCUCCUUGGGUUGCAUGGGCGUGAGUGGGAUCAGCAGUGGUGUGCUGGUCCCAGGAGAGAAGAACAGAAACUCUAUAAACUAUGAGAGGCAGCAGGCCCAAGCCCAAGGACGGCUGCCCAGCCCUGAAACCAGCGGUGCAAGUCUGUCCACCACGACCACCACAACAGGCCUUACGCCCAGCACAAUCAUGACCACCAUCUCUGAAUCUGGCCAUUUGGAGGACACAGGAUCUGGAGGAAGUAUGCCAGUGUGCCUUCAGCUCACAGAGGAAGACCUGGAGACCACCAAACUGGACCCUAAGGAGGUGGACAAAAACCUGAAAGAAAGCUCUGAUGAGAACCUGAUGGAGCAUUCGCAGAAGCAGUUCAGCGCUCCUGAUCCACUAAGUUCGGGAAGUUCCAGCCUCUUGUACCCGUUGAUCAAACUCGCCACAGAGGUGACGGGAGGAUCCGGGGCCGGUGGACAAGCAGAUUUCGGGAUGGGCAUCAAUGGAAUGGGUGAUGCUCCCACUGCCAUGUACCCUCUGCCCAAGCAGCAGAAUCUGCCUAAGCGGCCCACCAGCCUGCCUCUCAAUACCAAAAACCCUGGCAGGGAGUCUACAUCAACACGGUUAAAGUUCGGCAAGCACAAAUCUAAUCUGAAGCAGGUGGAGACGGGCGUGGCGAAGAUGAACACCGUCAUGGCUGUGGAGCCGCACUUGGUCACCGUGACCAACAACGGACCCAGCGUUCGUAGUGGUGUGGGGGUGGUUGUUGUUAAUGGAUAUGGAGGGGGCAAUGGCGCAGGCUCCUCUGAGGCAUUCGGGAACACAAACCCGACUGGGCCACAGGGUGAGGGAGUUGCACCUCUACUCCAGAGUCAGCUGAGUGGAGAAGACAGCCGUCUCAACAUUAAUAUUAACUCCAGCCCCGAUGAACAUGAGCCUUUGCUGAGGAGAGAGCAGCUGGCGGCGCGAGACCAUUCCGGCCGCACCAACUCUAAUAACAACAACAGUAACAUCUAUUCAACUGCCUCUGCCACAGUGAGCAGUGUUUGUGUGUUACCCCCUGCAGAGGGGCAGAUGGAGACAUUAGCCUGCCCACCUGGAGCAGCAGAGGGAAGGGAUGGGGUUCCACUGAGACAGAAUAAACCCCCGAGACCUGAUCGGCCGAACUCACUGGAUCUGUCAACCAGCUCCCAGGAAUCUUCUCUUUUGAAUGAGACCGUGUCACAAGUGGGUAAAGCCGGAUCGGCCGAAAAAAUCAAAAAGCGUGUCAAGACACCUUAUUCAUUGAAAAGGUGGCGUCCUUCCACGUGGGUCAUCUCCACGGAAACACUGGAUGGAGAGGUAAACAACAACGGGCACAGUCAGCAGACAGCAGUCGGAGGAAAUCACACAAGUUCAGGCCAAUCAAAAUCCAGCAUUGCUGUGUUCCUGGUCAGUGGAGGAACGGCGACCUCCACUCGAACCUCUGACCUGCCAGAUAUGACCUGCCUGUGAACUCUCAUCUGUAGUUGAGGAUGAGCCCGGACUUGUGAAACUAAAGGGGUUUAUCUGUGAUUUUGUGCUCCUGACCCAGCUAAUGAUGGAAAGAAAUACGCAAAAUGUUUUUGGAAAGCGGACUGUUGAAGGGACUUCAUUUUGGCAAUCACUUAACAAUGUGAUAUUGUCAAAUUUCUCCAAGUUGUUUUGAAGAAAUCGCUUUAAACUGAACCCAGCUAUGCAGCAACCUUUGCAUAAAAUGCUUCCAUUGUUUUUGUGUUUCUUCUUUAAUCAAGUAUGAUUGUUUUUAUGGUUGUUUGAUACUUUCUUUCAUUUGUUGCACUUUUUGUAUGUAAUCAUAAUCACAGUUCCUCCGACCAUGUUUAAAGGCUGGUCUCAAAACUGAAAAGUUACAAUGUGAUGAUUUAACAAUCAUAGCGGACAAAAUCGAAAUCAAGUCCUUUUAAAAAAAUCUGUAAAAAAUGCAGUGGUCUCUAAGACAGGGUUGACUGCAUCUUUAAUAUCUUUUAACCCACAGUACAUUCAUACAUUUUGUAUUUGUUGUACGUAUCUGUGUAACGAUUUUUUUGUAUCAUAUUUUAAAAUGUGCAAUAGACUUUAGCUUUGAGGUGCUCCAUAAGACAAUUUGCAAUGUAUUUUUGCUGUAUUUGUUUGCUUCAGUUGGAUAAUUCAAGCUAAGCAGCAAUCCUGUGUCCAAGCCCGACUGCAUUUGAGAAACGUUGUACAAAUGAAAAUCCUUUUCGACAAACCCAUCAGUCUUGAAAAGGUGAGACCGUUAAAAAAAGUAUUCGUGAUAAUUGACCACUUCUCACAAACUUAAAGGACAGUGGCUUUUACUGUAACACUACACGUCAUGCAACAAUCUGGACUAUUUGCUGGAAAUUAUGUUUGCUGAAGACACUGAAUCCCCUCUCUGCACGUGCUCUGUGUAGUUACCUCUGUGAUUUAGGGAGAGUGUAUCUGAACGUUUAUGUAUAGGUCUGUGUCUAAUGUAUGAAGAGACUUCUGCAUAAUGGAGCUUCUCAGACCGCUGUUGUGUCGGCAAGAAAAGCUAAUGUGGCGUGAGACAAGUGAGAUUCCCAUUGCUGUCAGGAGACUGAACAUUGCUCUGUUUUUCAAUUAUCAAUAGUAAUUGAGAAAACACAUGAAUACACACUAUAUUAUGUAUGUACAGACUACAGCUUCUUUAGUUUGGUUUUAAACUUUUAAAGAUAAGCUCAGACAUAAUAGUGUACUAUAAGAAAUCACAAUAGCUGUUUCUACCAUUAUUAUUUCAUCAUUUUAUUUGUUUGUAAACCUUUAAUUUAUGUAGUGCCCAGGGCCAAUCUUAAACCUGAUCGUGAAGUUUUAUUAUGCUAAUGACCUCAAAACCGUAAAAUGUUUAUAAUCAUGUAAAAUUAUCAGAUUUGAAUGAUACUUUCAUUGAAUACCCUUUUUUGUGACAUCUUAGAGGCUGUUUGGCUCAUGGGGUUUUACCCUUCUUUUGAAAAUUUGGAUACACAUCAAAAACAACUGUUCCAAGUUAUUUGAACAACCAAAAAUACAGGCCAUUUUAAAUUACGCAUCAUCAUUUUUAAAUCAUCUAGGCUGUAAAUGGAUUUUGCAGUCGGAGAUUAGUUGAUGUUUGUGCCAGCCUCAUAUUUUACCCCACAAUUGCUACCUUUAAGGCCUGUAUGCAUGUUAAUCGUGUGUGGUGGAAAACUAUGGAGACGAGCCAUUCUAAUAAUUACAUAAUGACAAAGAAAAUUCCCUCAUAUGGCAUAUCCCUGGAAAAUAUAAGAAACAUCAAAGAUAGCACGCGUGUUGAAUUAAAGAAUGCUUAGCUUGCAUAUGCUGUGCUGUAUUUGCGUGAGUUUUCAAUAAUGUGACUGGGGAUUAACCGUAAUUUGGAACAAGCCAGCAUUAUCUUUGGACUUCGAACACUUCACAAAGGGGAACUUUCUGAAGUCAUCUGUUUUUUCCAUGGUCUAACUGACUUUUUGUCAGCAAAAAAGGGUGUAGUGUAGUUCAGUGGUUCAACGCUACAUUGUGACUUUUGUAUAUGUAUGUAAUAUAGGUUAACCUCUGUGGUGUAAAUAUACAGUGUCUGUAGUGCACAUACAUGCACAUGAACAGACUUUUCAUCUGUUGCUUUGGGACCAAGAACAACACUUAAUCACUUUGACAUUUAUCUAUAGAUAAACAUAGUAACGUCAGACUGUUCUCAGCUAUAGUUCAAUUUUCAUGCUGUUCAUAAACACUACAUAGAUAAUAAGAAAAUAAAUUGAUAUAAAGUUCAUCUCCAAUGCAAAUUUUAAUGGAAAUAUUUGAUCGGAAAGCAAGGAUUGAGACCAGUGAUAAAGCUGGAUUCUGUCUGGAGGACAAAAUUAAGUGUAAUUUGCUACUACACAAGAGACCUUGUCCAGUUUUAUGGCACACUGUUGACUAUUGAGACCAUUUACCAUACUGCGCUACAAAUGUGUGCAGAUAUAACCCCCACGUCUUGAAUUGUUUAGUUUUUUUGUCUUGAUGCCUCGACAAGUUUGUCUUUUUAAAAUGAGUCAAGUUGCAGGAGAAAACCCAAACAUUCAACAAUGCAUAAAGCAUUAAAAAUUACUGUCCCUUCAAAACACAAUAUGAAGUAACAGUUGUUUUUUAAGGUGUGUGUGAAAGAAUGAAUCAUGGGUAUGUGUAUGUGCUGCUGUUGUUUGACUUACGAGUUCACAUUCUAGCUGACAGUUCAUUUAGCCCUGCAAAGAUGGUUGUUUAAAAAAAGCCACUGACAUGUGUUUUUAUUACAGCUUGUAAAAUAAGCACUUUGAGAACAAGAACAAAUUAUAACUUGUGCUUUUAGUCUAUACAGACAAUGUUUUAAGAAACCAUUAAGAAAAUAAAGCUUGCUGUACAACCCUGGAUUACUCAGUUGAUUAAAGAUUAUAUUAAUGAAAA